This is a messenger RNA of Pseudomyrmex gracilis, 3907 nucleotides long. RefSeq names its product PDF receptor (gene Pdfr). The record is from RefSeq and is a predicted model, not a curated record. Gene Ontology annotation, molecular function: G protein-coupled peptide receptor activity. Gene Ontology annotation, cellular component: plasma membrane. The transcript is spliced from 15 exons. The coding region runs from base 596 to 2197 and encodes 533 amino acids. Lineage: Eukaryota; Metazoa; Arthropoda; Insecta; Hymenoptera; Formicidae. Gene Ontology annotation, biological process: adenylate cyclase-modulating G protein-coupled receptor signaling pathway; cell surface receptor signaling pathway.
GUUCGCACGUCUUCUCCGAGAACAUCCUGCUACACCAGGAUCACGAUCUAAAAACUCGUUCAUCGAUUAACACAUCAAUUAUUUUCCGUUCGUUAUCGCGCAAUUUGAAUUUCAUUUCAAAUGCCCAAAACAAAUCUGGUUGAGAAAGAAUCGGAGUUGAAAUAAUUCAAAAAAUAUUUACACAGUAAAAAAUUUAAUGUAGUAAAUAUAUAUUUUGAGUUGUAAGUAACAUUAAAGUGUGUAACGCGUUAAUCAUUCUUUCAACAUUUAAAAUUAUUUUGCAGUAGCAUUUAUUUUUGAACAUGUUACUUGAUUGAAAAUAUUUUUAAACUCUCGUAGAAUAUUAUCUAUAUUGAGUGCGUUCUAUUUCACGACCUCGAUAACGAGUCUUAAACUUCAUACUUUUCGUCGCUCAAAGAGUUCUGAAGAAUGAAGGCACUUUUGCCGGCGAGUCUGACUAGUGCGAGCUUGAACUACUGACGCCGGAUAAACGUCGAUAACGUACGCCGCACGUCGUUUUCCACUUUCUAACUCAGCCAAACACUAAAACGAAGAUGCAGAGACAACGCGCGAAAAUAGACUAUUAGAGGGAAAAAUGGACGGUCUGAAUGUCAACGGCAACAACACCCGAGAAUACUGUAAUAUUCAAUACAAACACUUUGUGGCGCCGCACGGAGAACUCUGGUGCAGCCCGGUAUGGGAUUCUUAUCUCUGUUGGCCGCCAACAAAAGCCUCUACUUUUGCGAAACUCCGAUGUCCUUUUGUGGAUGGAUUCGAUACAACAAAAUCUGUAGCAAAGAAAUGCGGUUACAAUGGUCGCUGGGAAUCGCAGAAUGGCACAAGCACGAACGAGGAUUCGCUCACCGGCUGGGCAAACUAUACCACUUGUUUAACACCGGAAAUGCUGUGGCUUCACUAUAGGGUUUACAACAAUAAUCUCGAAGGCGAAAUGAAGAUGGAAAUCGCCGAGAAGACUCGUACUUUGGAAUUUGUCGGUCUCAGUAUCUCUCUGGUGGCUCUGCUCGCUUCGUUGGUGAUUUUCUGUCGAUUUAGAUCGUUGCGUAAUACACGAACCAGAAUCCACAAGAAUCUGUUCGUUGCCAUGAUCGUGCAGGUGCUGAUCAGGCUGAUGUUAUACAUAGACAUCGCGAUCUUCCGGAGAAAGUCGCACAGCAUGCAACGAGGAAUAGGAAAUACCCCGGUGCUUUGCGAAGCUAGUUACGUGCUGCUGGAGUACGUCAAAACCGCGAUGUUCAUGUGGAUGUUUAUAGAAGGUCUCUUUCUGCAUAACAUGGUGACAGUGACGGUCUUUCAAGAGACGUCUUACUAUCGGAUAUAUCGACUCGUUGGAUGGGGAUGUCCCGUGCUGAUGACUUUGAUCUGGGCCGUUGUUAUGGCGUUUUAUUAUCAUCCGAAAUCAAAAUUAUUCAGAUGCUGGUCAGGAUACAAUUUGUCGUCCUACUUUUGGAUCCUCGAGGGACCAAGAUUCGCGGUGAUAUUGCUCAAUUUUUUGUUUCUUCUGAACAUCAUAAGAGUGCUCGUGAUGAAGUUGCGGCAGAGUCAUACAAGCGAGAUUAAACAAGUUAUAAAAGCUGUGAGAGCAGCCGUGGUUCUUUUGCCUUUACUGGGUAUAACGAACGUGCUGUUUAUGAUCGACGCCCCGUUGGAUAACGUAAAGAAAUUCGCCGUAUGGUCGUAUACCACGCACUUCUUGCGAUCAUUUCAGGGUCUUUUCAUCGCAACUCUAUAUUGCUUUCUUAAUGGCGAGGUAAGACUCGCUCUAGACAAGACUAUUGCUGUUUAUCUUUCUCUGAGAGGAGCCGACUUGCAGACCAGAAGACAGUCGGCUUUCAGCGGAUGUCAGCCUCAUCGAAUAACUUCGGUAAUCGAGCUAGAGAAGGAAGAGACAAGAUCUACCGGAUUGGUCAAACUCUGCUGUCGUGGCGGAAAUACACCAUCACCGGAUCGCCCUGUCGAAACACAAGGACAGAGAGAUGGGAAGAUUGAAUGCGCAUUUCCUCGAGAACAGCUGUCUGACCGUAGCAAUCAUGUGAAUUCUUCAACGUCCGACAACCAGUUACAAACUAAGAUAAUUCCUUGGAUAGUGAAGCUGCCAAUGUCACAUUCCUCGGAUUUCCGAUCAAAGGAAACGGCUUUUCACUCGCAAGUUGAUACCGCAGGCAUCACGUCGCAGUGAUGGGAACAGAAUUUUUUUGCGUAGGUUUUUGUCGCUUUAAGCUUAUUCGAAAACAGAUUCUUCUGUUUCUCAACGUAAAGAAACAUGAAUGUCAAGGCCUAAAUACUGUCUUGUAAUUAUGUAAGUUGGUAGUACUCAAAUCUUUUUUUAAUUAACCAUAGACUUGAUUCAGAUAUUGGUCCGUUAUUGAUGUACUAAAUAAUAUUGCUGAUGUCACACUAUAGGUACUUAUAACUGAUGUAAACUUAACCUUUAGACCGCAUGAUGCGAUGUAUGGCAUCGCUAUGGAGACGCCAAUGUUAUAUACCGUAUUUUGGAGGAAAGUUUUUUUUCAUUUGACUUUUGAGUUGUGAAAAAAAAAUACUUAGAAGGUCUAAAUAUGUUGUAUGAAUGUAUGGUGUAGUUUAGCUUUCGAAUUUGCCGUGAUCUGAGAUAACAAAAUUUAUUUAUACAUGAUUAGCUUGGUAAUAAUGCUACUGUAUUGAAAAGAUUUUUGCAACUUUAAAGAACGUAAUCAGCGAUAUGAAAAAUCCCUAGCAAUACCAUUUUAUAUUUUUCACUUCCGUUCCCCACCGGCCUGACAUCGACUAAAGCCAGGUAAAAUCUAGAGCACUUCACGCAAUAUAAUAAACUCAAUUUAUAUACAAAUAUUACGGAAAAAAAUACCAUGUUUUUAAUGGAAAAACACCGGCGGUCUAAAGGUUAAUGACUGUUCUCUAAGUCGCGUAAUACUAUAUUCGAAACCACAUAUGUUUUAACUUAGUUUUAUCUUAUAUCUCUCUUUGAUCGAAAAACAGGAAGUACGUCUGUGUUGCCGAUCAUAGAAUUCUCUUUAUUCUCAGAAACGGUAUCACAAAAUUUAGAGAGAGAGAGAGAGAGAGAGAGAGAGAGAGAGAGAGAGAGAGAGAGAAAUCCGGCUUACUUAAUCGCGAAAAAUUUUCUAUUCAAAGGAAACUAUCAGGCGCACCUUGACCUUUAGCUGACUAAUUGCCCGCUCAUUAUCUGGCAAAAACCUAUUCCUCUGACACUCGUAAUUGGCGCGCGGACCAAACGUUUGAAUAUGCACGAACGGCUGGAUGGUAAUAAAGCUUUGAGGAAAAGAAAGAAACUUUGCAGAGAAGAAAGAUGAGCUCUCUCUCUCUCUCUCUCUCUCUCUCUCUCUCGUAGUCCACGUAUGAGGAAACAGGUACGCUUUUAAAAUAUUUUUUUGUAAUAGUUAUUUUUGCAGUAUACAGUUAUGCGAUACAGUUGUUACCUCUUGCUAGCAUCAUUAAAAUUAAGGUCGAGACUGUUUUAACAUACAUCUCAAUUAGUGCUUUUUUAUUAUGUGUGUAUGUGCGCGCGCGUUUAUAAUAAGAACUUUAAAUCUCACGCAUACCUCCAUAUCAAGUUUCAAUUACACUUGCAGUUUCUGGAAUCGCCUGAAUUUACUUCAAAAAUUUUACACUUAAAAAAAACCAACUUUUCCUUCGUUCUGCAAAUGUGGGAAUAAAAUCGCGCUGUAAUCAAAAUUACUUGCCGUGAAUUUUAAAGUGGCGCGAAAAAAAUGAGAGCCAUCACUAAUUAACGACUCUUUGAUUUAAUAUUACAAAUUAUUCUGUUACUUUGAAAUUUUGCGCAAUUUUGUUCUUACGUGUAACAACAUCUCUUGUAAAAAUAAAUUAAGUUUAAAGUUAAAUUGCAUACAUAUCUGUGUGUGUUUCAUUAUAA